UUUUUUUUUUUAAAAAAAAUAUAAAAUGUCAAAAUUUAUUUUCCGUCUUAUUAUAUGAAUAUAUAUUUUUUUCUCUCUCUUUUCUUUAAACAAGCAUGACACAAACAAAAGCAAUUCAAACUUUGGAUUCAAAGGCAUUCGUUUUUGACCUUGAUGGUACAUUGAUUGAUACAACACCUUUAGUUGUAAAAUACUGGACGAAUUUUGCAAACGAACAUGGAUUAGAUCCAGCACAAAUUCUUGCCUCAUCUCAUGGACGUAGAACGUUUGAUACAAUUCAACGAUGGGUACCAGUACUUGCUAAUGAUAAAUAUGUAAAUGAAUUUGAGAGCAAGUUAGCAAAGGAGACGGAAGGUGUGAUUAUAUUACCGGGAGUCAUGGAUUUAUUAAGUCAAAUCUCUGAAGAAGAUUGGACAGUGAAUACAGCGGGUACACACAUGAUGGCCACUACAAGGUUAAGUCAAUUUAAUAUUAAAGUUCCAAAAGAAAUGGCAACAGGUGAUAAGUUAACAAAGGGUAAACCGGACCCUGAAGGUUAUUUAUUGGCCGCCAAAUUACUUCAUAAGGACCCUAAAGAUUGUAUUGUCUUUGAAGAUGCCGAUGCGGGUGUUCGAGCCGCCAUCGCCGCAGGAAUGAAAUGCAUAGCUUGUUUAACAACACACACUUAUGAACAAUUAAAGGAAGCUGGAGCUACUGUCAUUGUUGAUCGUUUAGAUAGUGUUCAUAUUGAAAAACAGGAAGAUGGAAGUUACAAGACAAUUAUUGAAAAUGCAUAUGAGCUUUAAAAUAUAUACAUAUACAAUAAAUACAUAAAUGAAAAAAAGAGCGGAGAGAUGUUCUGUUCUAUUAUAGUAAGAUAUGAUUUACCUUCUUCUUGAUGAAGGCAUUAUAAUAAUAGAAGAGCCUUGAUAUGCGUAUUAACACCUAUCAUUGUGUACACUUUAAUGCAAAAUAAAACUAAAAAU
Molecule: messenger RNA, 965 nt
Organism: Cokeromyces recurvatus
Lineage: Eukaryota; Fungi; Mucoromycota; Mucoromycetes; Mucorales; Mucoraceae
Product: HAD-like domain-containing protein
Exons: 3
Coding region: 96-785 (229 amino acids)
Molecular function (GO): beta-phosphoglucomutase activity; sugar-phosphatase activity
Source: RefSeq, a predicted model, not a curated record